Messenger RNA from Brassica oleracea var. oleracea, 445 nucleotides. RefSeq lists its product as uncharacterized. The transcript has a single exon. The coding region runs from base 99 to 419 and encodes 106 amino acids. NCBI's taxonomy places the organism in Eukaryota, Viridiplantae, Streptophyta, Magnoliopsida, Brassicales, Brassicaceae. The record is from RefSeq and is a predicted model, not a curated record.
ACACACAGAAGAAACUCAUUCACACACACACAAUUUCAUAAAAACAAAAAAAAAACAGUUUUCUGCAAGUAAAGAGAGAUCAUAAUCAUUAGUAACUGAUGCAGGCUGUGAGAAGGAUCCCAUCAGGAGAAGGUGCAGAGAUGCGUGGAAGAUCCGAGACCAACCGGGUCAGACGUAAGAGUCACGGGUCAAGUCUGAGAGUUCGACAGCCUUGCACGUGUUCAGGACGGCCUGGCUCUGCCAAGUGCGUGCGCCACGGGUUUAUGGUGCCAAGCAACGAGAAGCUUAUGCGAAAGGCGAGUGACGGAAGCAGAGAGGUGUUGAGAAGAGCUUUGACGCCUCCGAUCCGGCGGAUGAAUCUCCGGUGGUUGAAUUUCCGGCCAACACCUAGCCGACUCUGUAAAAUGUCUUCCGUUUGAGUUGAGUUUUUUUUUUUGUUUGAUUU